Molecule: messenger RNA, 514 nt
Organism: Antrostomus carolinensis (chuck-will's-widow)
Lineage: Eukaryota; Metazoa; Chordata; Aves; Caprimulgiformes; Caprimulgidae
Product: probable G-protein coupled receptor 158
Exons: 3
Biological process (GO): G protein-coupled receptor signaling pathway
Cellular component (GO): membrane
Molecular function (GO): G protein-coupled receptor activity
Source: RefSeq, a predicted model, not a curated record
GGUUUUGAAGGUAUUCCUGUCCCGAACUGCUCAGCGUAUUCCAUACAUGACAGGUGGGCGAGUGAUGAGGAUGCUGGCUGUUAUUCUUCUGAUAGUCUUUUGGUUUCUUGUUGGCUGGACUUCUGCAAUAACCCAAAAUUUGGAGAGAAACAUUCCACUCAUUGGCCAAGGGCAAACAUCUGACCAUUUAAUCUUCAAUAUGUGCCUCAUAGACCGCUGGGAUUACAUGAUGGCUGUUGCUGAAUUUUUAUUCCUCUUGUGGGGUGUUUAUCUCUGCUAUGCAGUGCGGACAGUCCCAUCAGCAUUUCAUGAGCCACGUUAUAUGGCUGUUGCAGUUCACAAUGAGCUCAUUAUCUCCGCUAUAUUCCAUACAAUUAGAUUCAUUCUUGCUUCAAGACUUCAGUCUGACUGGAUGCUGAUGCUGUUCUUUGCACACACACACUUGACUGUGACAGUCACUGUUGGGCUGCUUCUGAUCCCUAAGGUACUCAAGUCUCCUGUCUCUUUCUUUUGA